Phaethon lepturus (White-tailed tropicbird) is the source of this 1005-nucleotide messenger RNA. RefSeq names its product protein FAM47E-like. NCBI's taxonomy places the organism in Eukaryota, Metazoa, Chordata, Aves, Phaethontiformes, Phaethontidae. The transcript has 5 exons. The record is from RefSeq and is a predicted model, not a curated record.
AUGUCUUAUGAGGGCUUUCGAGAAAGCAGACUGAGGUUCUCAGACUCCCUUAAUGGUCAGCGCUGGAUAUUUCUGAAAAAAGGUCUAGAUGGCGUUCCUCCUUCAUCUCAUAACAUGAUUGUGUACAGUAGAAAGCAGCCUGUCUCCAUCACACUUCAGAACAGCACACUGAAAUCUUCAUCCGCUGUUCCGUGGAAGAAAAGGAAGCGUGCUGAAACGCAGGUCUGUCUGUCCAAGCUCAGCCCGCUGCAGCAAGCCAGGAGGGAUUAUAUUGCAUGGCUAGAGUGCUGUCUGAAGCAGCAUCCCCUCGUGCUCCACCCACGCUUGGAAAAAACUAUCUCCCCAAAGUUCUUGAGAGAGGUUGCUGAGGUCCUGGAUCCUGAAAUCCUUUCGAGGAGCAAGACUGGCUACGAUGACUGCAAACAGGAGAACCGACUCCCUCCGGAGGUGCUGGAUCGCAUGGAGGAUACACAAAGCAAAGCAACAGCUUCCAAGACACGAGGAGGAGGAAACUGCGGUAUUGAUCAAGAUGCCCUUGUGAGCUUGCUCAACACAAGCUGUGAAAGGGAGGCCGCGGUCCCUUCACCUUUCCAUGCUUUGAAAUUCAGCAGUGUGGAAGCAGAGCAGUCAAAGACCCAGGAGAUUUUGCCUCCCCAGUUAGCUGUGAGGAGUUCUUAUCACCGAAAGAGCCUGUCCUUCAAGGUCCAUUCCCAAGCAAAAUGGGAGGAGAUCAGAUAUGGAGCGUAGUAUCUUGAUCCCAAAAUGUGGAGAAAACAGAAAGCGAACGGACCAUUAAAAGCUCCUGAGGCAACAGUCAAUAGCUUCAGGAAUGCAAAGAACAGGUCUGAAAAGUUCCUUCCAAAAAUGCUGGCGGGGGAAAUGAUAGUAGAGCUCCGGAGGACACAUCCAAACCUUGCAAGGAAGUGUCUAAGGAGAUACGAGAAAGUAAGAGAAGGUUCUUUCAUGACUGUGAAUCAAUACAAAUUUCUAAAUUCUCUUGAAUAG